Messenger RNA from Lodderomyces margitis, 3870 nucleotides. RefSeq names its product Mhp1p (gene MHP1). Lineage: Eukaryota; Fungi; Ascomycota; Pichiomycetes; Serinales; Debaryomycetaceae. The record is from RefSeq and is a predicted model, not a curated record. The transcript has a single exon. The coding region runs from base 1 to 3870 and encodes 1289 amino acids.
AUGAGCAAGAAGGAUACAAAUGAGUCGUCACCACCGGUAUCUAGUAAGUCACAUCCCCAAUUAACUUCAUACGAUACGGUGGGAAAUGCAGAGAAAAAUAACCUGCAACUUCAGCAACGAAGCAACGAACUACCAGGGUCCUUAGUACCCAAAGAACUUGGUAAAAAUAUGGAUGUUGAUACCAUUAGAGAUAAAUUGGAAGAAGAGGCCAAUAUCUACACCAAAGGGGUCAAAAAUGCCGAUGUGGACUGGUUCCUCAGGGAUGCGUCCAUGGAUCCCACGAUUCCAUUACCUAAACUAAUCGCCAGCGCCGACAAAAAUGACAGAGACAAAGAUAACGAUAAAGAACAAGACACACCUACAUUAACGGAGCCAACAUCACCACUGACUCCUACCCGCACAGUUAAUUCACACUUGAAUACUGAUAUCUCCAAUUCGAAUGAUGCAAUUGUUACCAAAACAAAACCAUCAAUCUCACCAGUACAGGAGGAAAAUGUUCAUACAAAGUAUACACCUCAUGUACCUGGUAACAAUGACAUUCACCCUGCCAAAGCCAGAAGGAGAAGUAGUACUGGAGGAAGCUCAGGGGGCUUUUUUUCCAAAUUAAAGGGGAAAUUCUCUAAAGAAAACAAUGAACCUGCACCGAUAUCGACGCCAAAUCAUUCAGGUGAACGCUUGUUUAAAGCAGACUACAACAUGACCAAACCAAACACAUCAAAACCAGUUCACGACUCAACUUCGAGCUCCAGAGAUGCACCUUCAAAGAAUGUAACCCCAUCGGUAUCUAGCUAUGAGCCAUCAAAAUUGGAAAGGACAAAAACAGCCCCUCUUCCAUCAACUACCUCACACCCAGAUCCAAGACUUGAAGAGUACAUUAAGUUUUAUAAGCAAAGGGACAUCCGUCGCGGCUCUACGGCAUCGAGUGCCUCGAACAAUAGUGACACAUCUACUAAACCUAGCGUAUUGAUCAAUGGGUAUGACGAUACAAUCUAUAAUGACAGGCCUGGUGGUUCUUCUUCCACACAAAAUGAAUCUACAUCUUCCCGCCUUUCCCACUUUUUGAGGAGAAAAAGUUCAGUCAAAGCUGAAAACAGUUCUUCCGCUAUACAACCACCAACAUCAUCGGCAUCGCUAGCAUCGUCCUCAUCACUACUGACAAGUCCACCUCCCGUAAAAGAUAUUGAGCUAAAUCCUGCAUUCAAAGGGCUAAAGCCAUUAAAGAGAGUAGCAUUUCACUCAUCCACAUUUUUGAUUGACCCCCCUCAGCAAAUCCCAUCACGUACACCUCGAAAGGGAAAUGUUGAUGUUCUUCCCAACGGACAGGUGAGAAUAAAUCCAUUGACAGAAGAAGACAAGGAAGCUAUUGAGAAAUCUCAAAUGGGAAUGGGGGGUGGAAUUGUCGUUGGCGGUACGGGGGCAUUGGGUUAUAUACCGAAGGAUGCACCAAAGGAUGCAGAGAAUAACAAUGAUGAAUUGGAUGGAGAUGACGAGGAUAAAGAGUCACAAGGAUUGUCAUCUCAGGAUGAAGAUGAGCCAGCGAUUGACCAACACGCAAAGAACAUCGCCAUUGACAAGUUUAUGGUUCACCACCAACCAAUGAACUAUACCGUACCAGUGAAGAAGAUGGCACUCGACACCAUGUAUUCUCGAUGUUGCCAUUUACGUGAAAUUUUGCCAAUCCCGGCAAUAUUAAAGCAGAUUCCGGAAGGAUCAAUGGCGCCACUUCCUGUUUUGCAACUUCGUAAUCCUCAUCCAACCAUGAUUGAGGUGCAAACAUUUGCCGAUUUUGUACGCAUUGCUCCCAUAGUUUGUGUUUCCUUAGAUGGGGUCAAUUUGUCCGUUGAGCAAUUCAAGAUUCUUUUGUCUGCCAUGAGUGCCAAGAAACAGUUGGAAAAGUUGAGUUUAAGAAAUACCCCAAUAAACCAGGAAGGAUGGUCCUUGUUUUGUUGGUUUUUAUCGAGAAACACAGUGUUGAAUAAGGUAGAUAUUACACAAUGCCCAGCUUUAGCGGUUAAUGUCUUGAAAAAGAAGAAGAAGAAGACCCAAGCUGAGUCGAAAAAGUAUGAAGAAGAUUUGAAAAGAAUGACAUGCAACAAGGACAAUCGUUCCGACAUGGAUUGGUCAUUAUUUGUUGCAACGUUGGUUGCCAGAGGUGGUAUUGAAGAGUUGAUUAUGACAGGAUGCUGCAUAACAAACGUUGAGAUAUUUGAAUCUUUGAUGGAGUUGGCUGUUCUGAAGAAAACAUCAAGAUUGGGAUUGGCAUUCAACAAUUUGACACCUCGACACAUUAGCAUUGUUGUUAAUUCCUGGUUAUUUGGCGAUUUUGCCAGAGGAUUAGAUUUGGGAUACAAUGACUUUUCCAGCACCAAGAUUUUGAAAAUCUUUUUGGAUUUUACUAAGCGUUCGGACUAUGAGAUGAUAAUCCUGAAGGCGACCCUAUCAUUUUUAAGUUUGAACUCAACCAAUUCCGUCUUUAACGAUGCCUUUAAAGAAGUUUUUGAAAAUAUAUUGAUGAAACUACCAAAUUUGAAGUAUCUUGAUUUUUCAAACAAUCAAAGAUUAUUUGGCACUAUGGUGAAUUCACACGGCGCAAACUCAGCAGCUACAAGUGUAGGUGCAAAUUCAAACGAACAUGCAACCAUUACAUAUUUUACCUCGAAGUUGCCACUUUUCCCAAAGUUGACGAGAUUGCAUUUGGAAAAUGAAAACUUUAGCCAACCUUCAAUUCUUCAGCUUGCAAAUGUUUUACCAUUUUGUAAAACUAUGGGAUAUUUUUCCAUCCUUGGAAACUAUAUUGAUUCCACUUCAGCUUCGGCCUUGGUCAAUGCGACGAAAAAUUCAAAAACUUUGAUAAACUUGGAUUGCAACUCGGAUGAAUUUCCGGAAUUGUUUAAGGAGCGCAUUGGUUUAUACACUAUGAGAAAUAUGGAGAGACUAUUGUACGAUUCAAAGCAAGAAGCGGUGCCAUCAUCUGCAGAACUGCCCUUGAAGGAAGCAGUAACACAACCCACGUCAUUAACGGAGCAAUUGAAUAACAUUUUAGAAUUAAAGGCUCAAAAGAAACUAAACUUGUCAUCGCCCGAAGUGAUUCAACUCUUUAGUCGGGCCAAUGAAAUUAGAAAGAGUUUAAAAGAGUCAAUUGAAGAAUUGCUCAACUUGCAGUUGAAAAAUGCGUUGGACCUUGAUGGUAAAGAGACGCUUAUUCGUCUCAUUUAUAUCGAUUCCAGUAUUGAAAAAGGGUUGCAAUUGAUUGAUCCAAACUUUACCGAUGAUUUUGGAACCAAGGCUAAUAUGUAUCUCGUCAAAGCUGGAGAAGGGCAAAACUCAACAGUGGGUGGCUCCGAGUUUCACGAUGAUGGCGAGAAGCACCCAGAAAGCGAAAUCCAUCUCAAACCUAAUCAAACGGUUCCUGCUAGCAAGUCGCCAUUGGUAUCUAAGUCAAGUUCUAAAACUAAUUUGGCCAAUUUAGAUAAACAAGAAGGAUCAAUGUUGAAAUUGUCAAGAUUGAAUGACUAUCACAAAAUAGAACCAGGGGAAUUUGACAUGUCUGGUGAUGACGUGAGGAAGCAGUUGAUGAAUGUUAAUCUUUCCGAUUUGGAUAAGGUCAUUACUUAUUUGGAUGAUUUGAGAAAGAAGGGUAUUUCGUUGGAGAAUGUUUUCAAGCACAAGCACAAGAACAAGGAAGGAGAAGCGGACGAUCAGGAGUUGAGCUUUGAGGCGCUACAUCUGAAGUUAAAGCAACUUUCAAAAGAAAACGUAGAGAAACAGGAUGCUUCAUCGACGACAAAGGAUAUUGGUGAGGAAACUGAAGGCAAAGACUCAGUACUUAGCAAGACCUACGAUCAAGUUUUAAAUAAUUUGACAAACUAA